AAGAAACUCAUUCUGAUUUCUAAUCACUAACGAGCAAAGAACCCUAUAGCUAAAAACUACUAAACCAAUGGCGAUUAUCUCUGAGAUGGAGGAGGCGAGACCCUCGAUGGUGCCGUUUAGUGCAAGUUUCGAUCCUUCAAACCCAUUAGGGUUUUUGGAGAAAGUCCUUGACGUUAUCGGGAAAGAGAGCAACUUCCUGAGGAAAGAAACGGCUGAGAAGGAGAUCGUGGCUGCUGUUAGGGCUGCGAAGGAGAGGUUGAGGGAAGCCGAGAAGAAGAAGUUGGAGAAGGAGAGUGUUAAGCCGACAGAGCCCAUGGAGGUUGAGAAGGCAAAGAAGGAUAGCUUGAAGGCCACGGAUCCCAUGGAGUUGGAGAAGCCGAAGGAGGAGAGCUUGAAGGCGACAGAUCCCAUGGAGGUUGAGAAGCCUAAGAAGGAGAAUGUUCCUAACAAAGGCAAUGGGCUUGAUUUUGAGAAAUACUCAUGGGGACAGAACCUCCAAGAGGUCACAAUUAACAUUCCAGUGCCAGAAGGCACUAAAUCACGGUCUGUUACCUGUGAAAUCAAGAAGAACCGUCUAAAAGUUGGUCUCAAAGGGCAAGAUCUAAUCAUCGAUGGAGAAUUUUUCAAUUCUGUCAAGCCUGACGACUGCUUCUGGAAUAUCGAGGAUCAAAAGAUGAUAUCGGUGCUAUUGACAAAGCAAGACCAGAUGGAGUGGUGGAAAUAUUGCGUGAAGGGAGAACCUGAAAUAGACACUCAGAAAGUUGAACCAGAGACCAGCAAAUUGGGAGAUCUCGACCCUGAAACUCGCGCAUCCGUUGAGAAGAUGAUGUUUGAUCAAAGGCAAAAGCAGAUGGGACUCCCAACAAGUGAUGAGAUAGAGAAGAAAGAUAUGCUCAAGAAGUUCAUGGCUCAGAAUCCUGGGAUGGACUUCUCUAACGCAAUGUUUAACUCUUAAGCCAAUUUUGUGUUCAAUAUAAUCUUGUUAUGGCUUCAAGAUGAUAAUCCUGCCCUUUUGGUUUCUUUCAAGACAGUUGUUGAUUCGUUAACUUCAUCUGUUUUUUUUUUUUUGCUUAAUGAUGUGUUCAUUUUAAGUGAAUGACUAUGAAUCUGAUUCUUUUGUCGUUCAAACCCUUCUAUUCCUUGCUGAUCUCUCUCUCUUUUUUCCCUUACUUAUAUCUACAUUAAUAUAUUGGACCAAAUCAU
Molecule: messenger RNA, 1203 nt
Organism: Arabidopsis arenosa
Lineage: Eukaryota; Viridiplantae; Streptophyta; Magnoliopsida; Brassicales; Brassicaceae
Source: the annotation of a GenBank genome assembly